AUGAGAAUCUGGGCUCUAAUCACCCUUUCCCUUGCGGCGUCCACCUAUGGUUACCCGUCGGAGCAGCUGUUCUCCGAGUUCAAAAUUAAUUCUCAAGAGGAUGCACUAAACCAAACUCGCUGCGCUGAUAUUACAGUCGUAUUCGCCAAGGGAACUAAUGAAGGCGGCAAUGUUGGCGCCGUCGUUGGCCCACCUUUUCUUGAAGCACUCCGUGAAAAGGCAGGCUCAUGGAGUGUUGCUAUGCAGGGGGUUGACUACGCUGCAAAUGUGACAGGCUUCGCGCUUGGAGGUGACCCCGAUGGUAGCUUACAAAUGUACGUUGAUUCCACAUCGUUAGCUGUUAAGUGUCCACAGACUAAGAUCACAAUCUCGGGGUACUCACAAGGAGCACAAUUGGCGCAUAAUGCUGCCAAGUACCUACCCUCAGUCGUACUAAAGAGGGUGAGCUCAGCUGUCACCUUUGGCGAUCCGUUCCAUCCAUCACCACUGAAAGGGCUGGAGGAUAGAUCUUUGGUCAUCUGCAAUUCUGGGGAUAACAUCUGCGCCAGGGGUAGUGAAGUGACCCUGCCUCAUUUUGCUUACCCCGGGAGAGUUUAUCAGGCGGCGGAUUAUGUUUUGAAGAAAGCUAAAAUUCACUAA
This is a messenger RNA of Fusarium venenatum, 639 nucleotides long. Lineage: Eukaryota; Fungi; Ascomycota; Sordariomycetes; Hypocreales; Nectriaceae. The record is from RefSeq and is a predicted model, not a curated record.